AUGGACAUUUAUACACGGCUGUUCAAAGUGGAAUUCGGAAUUUACGCAUUUCUUUUUAUCACCCAUAUUCCGAUACUACUAGGAGAAGAACAAUCUGAAUGUCCAAGCUUAGCAGAGAAUCCAAUUUGUCCUUGUUACAAUUUUAAAGAAGGAUUAUUCCUCGAGUGUCCAAGUGCAACUCCCGCUGUUGUCAAGAAUGUUUUAUCGAAGAUAAAAGGCACUAUUCAGUCCCUUUCAAUUUAUGACUUAGAGGGCUCUAUAACGGAGUUGAAGUCUGAUAUAUUUCCACCACAUACCAAAAUCAUAAACUUGCAAAUAUCACAAUCAAAUAUUAAUAAAAUUAGCUCCAAUGCCUUUUUUCCUAUUCAAAAUUCAUUACAAACUCUCAGUAUUAUUUCAAGCAAACUAAAUAGAAUUCCCCAUGAAUCUCUUUCUAAACUUCAAAAAAUUGAAGUACUUGAUUUACAACUAAACGAAAUAAAAGAAAUAGAAUCGUACAUUUUCAGAGAUAUUAAGUUGAAAAAAAUUAACCUAAAAUCAAAUAAAUUAAAAACGAUUGCAGAUAAAGCUUUUCAAAACUUAGAAGACGUUGUUUCUGAGUUAGAUUUUACCGAAAAUUUUCUAAAUUUUUUUCCUUUAACGUCUUUAGAAGAGUUAAAACGACUAACUUAUUUAAAACUUGCAUGGAAUAAAAUAAGUUUUAUACCAGAUAAUUUCAAUAACACUAUUACUAAUUUAAUAAGUUUAGAUUUGAACUCAAACUUAUUUACUAAAAUAUUAAAAAAUUGGUUUCAUUGUAUGCCAAAUAUAAAGACAUUAACAUUUUUCGGUAAUCAUAUACAAGAAAUUGACGAAGAAGCAUUUUUCCCCUUAAAGAACUUAGAAAACAUAGAUUUAAGCCGAAACAAGCUCAUUAAUUUAGCAAGAAAUACCUUUCAGAGGAACCUCAAUAUACGUACAAUUGACUUAAGCUAUAAUCAUAUUCAUCAAAUUGAAGGAGUAUUUUCAAACCUUUUACAACUUUCCGAAAUAUUUUUAUCGGAAAACAAUAUUCUAGAAAUACCAUUUAAUGCAUUUCAAAAUACGCAAGGACUAACAGUUCUUAAUUUAGAGCAUAAUGCUUUACAAAAAUUGCAACAUAAUUGUUUUUCUUCUUUAAAAAAUAUUACUCAACUUCAUAUGGGAACAAAUUACUUGAAAAAAAUUCCAAACAAUAUUUUCAAAUACAAUACUAAGCUAGUAACUUUAAGUUUAGAUAAUAAUGAAAUCAUUGAGCUAGAUGAAUUCAUCUUUAGUGAAUUGAUUGAACUGAAGGAAAUUCGAUUACAAAAUAAUAAUAUUAAAUACAUCAAACGCAAUGUUUUUAGUCCAUUACCAGGAUUAUUAGAAUUACAUUUACAAAAUAACAUUAUUCAUACUAUAGAAUCGCAGGCAUUUAUAACUCUUAGAAAACUUCAACAUAUUAAUUUACAAGGCAACCUACUAACAACAAUUGGCGAUAUUUUUCCAAACAGAAAUUCUUCACUAGUGUCUAUACAGCUAAGUGCAAAUGCUUUAAAUUUAUUAAAAAAUAGUUCCCUUGAAGGACAAACAAGUGUACAUAUAAUGUGGCUUACACAAAAUAAUAUAAAGUAUUUAAAUGCUAAUCUUUUCUAUGAUUUGAUUAAUAUUCAGAGAUUAUACUUAAAAAAUAAUUCUAUCAUGCAUAUUGAAAGUAAAACAUUUAGUCGUUUAAAAAGGAUUCGGUUUUUAGAUCUAAGUUAUAACAAACUCACAAAUUUACAUAAUGAGACAUUUUUUAACCUAACAUCCUUAGAAGAAUUGUACUUACAAUAUAACGAAAUAACAUUUAUUUCGAAAGACACGUUUCAAUCCUUAAUAAGAUUGAAAGUUGUUGAUCUAUCUGAAAACAAAAUAAUGGCCUUGGAUUUAGAUCUAUCCUCACUUCCUUUAAAAUACUUCAGAAUUAAUAAUAAUUCUAUAUCGACAAUUGAAAAUGAUUCCUUAAAAACUUUGCCUAACUUAAGUGAUCUAGAAUUGAGCAAUAACUACCUUACUUGGCAAAAUAUGAUUGAAGUUCAAAUACCAGUUUUAAAAUCGUUAGUUAUUUCUAAAAACAAUUUCAGUGUUCUAGAAAAUACAACAUUUUCACAUUUACCUUCACUACAAUCACUGACUAUAGAAAUGUCAAACAUAUCACAGCUACGUCCAGCGACAUUUAAUAAAAAUCAAAACUUACUAAGAAUUAACUUGGCUUUUAACAUGUUGAAGGAUUUACAUAAGGACGUUUUUGCCUAUACAACAAUUUUACAGGAACUUAAUUUAAAAGGCAAUAAAUUUGGCGAAUUUCCACAUGUAGCACUUUUCAAUGUAUCAUCAUUAGAAAUAUUAGAUUUAUGCCUUAAUAAUUUACAGAGUAUCGAUUUUUUUAAAUUUGUAGGUCUACAGAAUUUAAGAACAUUAAAUCUAUGCAAAAAUCGAAUAUCAACUUUAAAUGGUUUCAACUCUCCCGCAUUGAAAAAUUUGGUAGUAUUAAAUUUAAAUAAUAAUAUGUUAACCGUUCUUCCACCAAAUUUUUUCCAACAUUCGUUGGGUUUAAAAGAAAUUGAUUUGUCUCAUAAUCAUUUUAAGCACAUUCCAAGUAAUGGUCUGUCUGAGACUGUAUUACCAGUGCUUACUAUUUUAAACAUGUCAUCUAAUUCACUAGUUCAGUUAUUACAAACAUAUCCAUUAAAAGAAUUUCCAUUACUUGAGGAAUUAAUUGUAACUAACACUAAUUUGACUAUAAUAACAAGUAAAGAUUUUGAAAACUUUCCAUCUUUAAAGAAACUGAUAUUAAUGCAAAAUAAUAUUAUUCGAUUAUCCCCUGGAGCAUUCUCAAAGCUACAUGUUUUGGAAAUCUUAGAUUUAAGUCAAAAUAAACUAGAAAAUAUUCCUCGAGAAAGACUUCAAGGUUUAUAUUCAGCACGCGUAUUAAAUACCUCUCAAAAUAUAUUAAGAGAGCUUGAGGAAUUUACGCCUGAUUUACACAAUUUGCAAAAGUUAGAUAUUUCAUUCAAUCAUUUAACAAGGAUAACCAGAGACAAUUUUCGGAACCUUCAAAGUCUUGUGGAAUUAAAUUUAAGUGGAAAUUGGUUGUCGGCUAUAUCACCAGAUGCAUUCCAUAACUUGCACAAGAUUACACAAAUAGACUUAAGCCGCAAUUAUAUUGAAACCAUCCCAAUGAAAAUGCUGAUAGAUUUAGAGACUCAAAUAAGAUCUUUACUCUUUGAAGAAAAUCCUAUAACAUGUAAUUGUGAAUCCCAAGAACAGUGGAAAUGGAUGCAGGAACACCUUAAAAUAAUUCGAAAAGGUAGCAAAAAUUUAUUUUGUGAACAUCCUGAUGAACUUCAAGGACACCGUUUUACAGAAUUGACACCUCAGAAAUUGUGUGAUGUGCCCAUCGUGAUUCGAGUUGCUAUACAAGAUAUACAAACAUACUCUGUAAUAGUUUCGUGGCAAAGCCGCAAUCAAACUGGUUUAAAUGGAUUUCAAGUGGUUUAUUUCGGAGAACAAAACCCAAAAAGCAUACGAGGCAAAAUCCUUAAUAGUACUGCGCGUUCAACAAUAUUAAAUCACUUAAUACCAGGAACGCGUUAUAAUGUUUGCGUUAUAGCCGUUGGAAAUUUCGGACUCUCUACAGACUCGACGAUACCCGACGCAAGAGUUGCACCACCAAAAGAAAGUUUAAGCAUUACUUUAUUUGGAGAUGAACAACAAAUGAAUCAUGUACGAAUUGCAAUGAACGAUUCGUUAACGACAAAAUGUACGAGUGUGCGUACAAUUGAAAUUUUCGGAGCAGCCUUGGAUAGCCCAUUUUCUAAUACUUACUUAGGAAUCGCUGAUAUAUUAACUAGAAGACUAAGCUUAGUAGUUGGUUGCUGUAUAGGUUUUAUAGUAUUCGUUGUAUUUGUGUCUGCAUUGGGAUACAUAAAAACAAAAAAACGUCCAGUUAUAAUUAAAUCAGAAGUCCAACAAACUCCACAAUAUAUUUCAUAUGAUAAUUUUUCUACAUCUAAUCCUGAUGCUCAAACCACAGAAAUGGAUUUAAAUACAAUAACAAAUAAAGCAAAAUCGCAUACUAAUAAAUCUGAUUAA
Messenger RNA from Parnassius mnemosyne (clouded apollo), 4137 nucleotides. Lineage: Eukaryota; Metazoa; Arthropoda; Insecta; Lepidoptera; Papilionidae. The record is from the annotation of a GenBank genome assembly.